AUGGAGAUGGAGACUGAAACGCCGUCGUCUCUAACAGCAGACCUAAUCACAGCUCUCGAGCAAGCAACCCUAAUAGCUAAGCAGCUCCCAAAUCCAAUCGCUGCCGAUCGUUCUCACAUCCAACAAAUCCACGCCGCCCACCGCCGCCUAACCCUCUUCCUCUACCCCCCGCCGCCGCAGCCUCCCGCUCCGCCGAGAUCGCAGCCGGAAAAUUCCGUCUCCUCCGCCGUGGGCGGAGGCGGAAGCGACGAGCCCAUGGAGGCAGUGGACGACGAUGGGGAGGACGAGCAGGAUUCGAGGUACGUCGAGACGGUGGAGGGGAGGCUGAGAGCGUGCUCGAUACAGAACAAGAGGCUCAAGAGGCAGCUCUCGCCGUCUCCGGCCGCUGAUUGGCGGCGGAGCGUCGGGGACGUGGCCGUGAUGGGCGGCGCUCCGGCGGCGGGGUUCGAUCCUGUUGGGACUAAGCUGAGGUCUCUCGAUCUUAUCUAUCAGUUCCAUGCUUGA
Messenger RNA from Striga asiatica, 504 nucleotides. The record is from the annotation of a GenBank genome assembly. NCBI's taxonomy places the organism in Eukaryota, Viridiplantae, Streptophyta, Magnoliopsida, Lamiales, Orobanchaceae.